AUGGGUCGAAAACAAAAAACAGCGAACCAAAUUCUUAUCACAAAUCCAAUUCCAACUGAUUCACAAAGAAUUGCUCGAGUUUUAGGUGGUCGAGGAAAAAAUCUUCAUGAAGUACAACUUCCGGAGGGUAGUUAUGUAAUAAUAUUACCAAUAGAGUCAGAAAAAAGAGAAAAUAAAAUAUGGGGAGAAAUUGUCCAUGUUUUAUUUCCUGAACAUGUAAAACAUCUAAAAUCGGAAGGAAUAUGGCCGGUUGAAUUUGAAGAACAAAAAGAUUCUUCUUCUAGAGGGGAAACGAUUGAUGAUGAUUCGGAUGGACUUUUUAUUUAUCAAGAAGAUCUUGAAUAUAAUUAA
Messenger RNA from Diversispora eburnea, 351 nucleotides. NCBI's taxonomy places the organism in Eukaryota, Fungi, Glomeromycota, Glomeromycetes, Diversisporales, Diversisporaceae. The record is from the annotation of a GenBank genome assembly.